Messenger RNA from Symbiodinium necroappetens, 1173 nucleotides. Lineage: Eukaryota; Dinophyceae; Suessiales; Symbiodiniaceae. The record is from the annotation of a GenBank genome assembly.
AUGCCGAGUGCGCAGUUCAAGGUGAACGACCUGGUCUUCCUGCCAUGCCCGGAAGGCAAAGCAGAGGAGGGACCCUUCUUGUCGGGCGUUGUUUGCGAAGCACCGGAGUCUGGCGAUCUGGUCGUCAAGGUCGGUAAGGCGCAGCAGCGCGUCCCAGCAUCGAACCUACGCCGGAGGUUUAUUCGUGAUGAUGGCGCGACCUGCCAAGACAACACCGCCUUGGUGCACCUGAACGAUGCGACGAUCCUGGAAAAUCUGCGAGCACGACAUGAGGCUGAUGAGAUCUACACCUACACAGCCAGCGUGCUCCUUGCAGUGAACCCGUACCAUGAUGUGACCGGGUUGUAUGGCGAGGCACAGUGCGCCCGAUACCGUGGGAAGCACAUCGGAGCACUGCCACCGCAUCCCUACGCAAUCGCAGAUACAGCCUACAGGGCCCUGGUACGAGAUCGCAAGAACCAAGGCUUCAUUAUCUCUGGAGAAAGCGGUGCUGGAAAGACCGAGACGGCAAAAAUUGUCAUGGAGUACUUGGGCUACGUCUCCGGGUCAACCAACCAAAUGACUGCCCAGAUCCAGAGGCGAGUGCUGCAAGCACAGCCGAUCCUGGAGUCAUUUGGAAAUGCGGUUACCAUGAGGAACAACAAUUCCUCGCGCUUCGGAAAGUACAACAGCAUCUUCUUCGAUGAGGAUGGCACAUUGUGCGAUGCCAGCGUUACCACAUACCUCUUGGAAAGCUCUCGGGUCGUCGUGCAUGCGAAGCGCGAAAGGACGUACCACUGCUUCUACGAGAUGCUUAGUGGUUUACCCGAUGAGAAGCUGAAGAAGCUGCACUUGGACAGAGCGAAGUUGUACUUGUUAUUGGCGAACGAGGGCCAGGCAUCAGCCACGCAGGAGGAGACGAGCGAGGAGAAGCGAUUCCAUGCUCAGUUCAAGGAUCUCGACCUCCGCAACUUCAACCGGCUCUGUGUUGCUCUCCGCGAUGUCGGCUUCAGUGAGGAGGAUAUCGACCUGACCUUCCAGGUGCUUGCUGGCCUGGUCCACUUGGGUGACUUAUCCGGGGCCGAGAGGGACGACGGUGCGCCCAGUACGGGGAAGACAGACCUUGGGCCUUGGGAGGGUGUCCUUUCGCAAGAAUCUUUCGAGCAUCGGAUCAGAGGUGGGAGCGGGGGUUGA